Anopheles coustani is the source of this 2635-nucleotide messenger RNA. RefSeq lists its product as uncharacterized. The transcript has 7 exons. The coding region runs from base 1 to 1755 and encodes 584 amino acids. Gene Ontology annotation, cellular component: nucleus; cytoplasm; ribonucleoprotein complex. Lineage: Eukaryota; Metazoa; Arthropoda; Insecta; Diptera; Culicidae. Gene Ontology annotation, molecular function: mRNA binding. The record is from RefSeq and is a predicted model, not a curated record.
AUGAAGGCGAAAGGACCACCGCUGAACGUGAUGCAGUGCAGGGCGAGCGUUUCGAGUCGAUACUCACUGUUGCCACACACAGCGAAGCGGAUCGUCGUCGGUGGAGGCGGCGGACCAGCAGUGCCAGCGUACCGCUGUCAGCAGUCAGUAGUGCCGCGGCUGCUGGGCAAGGCAGCGGGCGAGGGCUUUAAUGUGGACUCCGGCUUCGAAACGUCCGACUUCGAUUUUACCGACUUCGCCGAGGAGAUGCUGCCGUCGCGCGAUAUUAUUCAGUCGCUUUCGCUCGAGCAGGACGGUCUCGUCGGAGCAGAUGGCCGAAGCAUUCCGUUUCGAACCGGCGCGGCCGACAGACGUUGCUCCGGGCUGAGCGCACGCAGAAUGUCCGACUGUCCUCGACGAAUGCUGAACCUACUGCAUGGCGCCAAAAACCGUCGGAAGAGCCGCAUCUCGUUUGAUUUCUCAAGCGACAUCCAUCAUCAGGCGGAAAAGUCGGUGCAAACGUCCCCCAUCAAGCACCCGAACAAGAACUGGCGCUUCGAGGAUGCCCGGAAGGCGAUCCUGGUCGAGAUGGAAGCCAUCGGGCAGCUGCGGAAACCGCACGUCCUGCUGCUGCGCUUCCCGGAUCCGGCCCUCAGCAAAGAGAUCGUCCAAGGCUACUCGUCCAGCAUUGAAAAUGUAAUUUUCCAUCGCCCCGCGACACCAAGAUACUGUGUGGUGCACUUGAAGCCCGAGGCCGACGUGGACACCGUCAUGAAGCACAUUUCAAGAAUUCCAUUUGGCGCGGGAAAAAUCAUGGUCGAGCGGAAAACACGCAACGCCGACCAGAAACCAGUGGUUCAACCGGAGGACAUCGAUCCGUACACGCUGUUCAUUGGCAACCUGCCCAACGUGGUCACGGUGCAGACGGUGAAGCAAAUGUUUCCCGCUGCCAAACGCAUCGACAUCGGGCACGCCCAGCGCAUCAAGCACACCCGCUACGCCUUCAUCCGCUUCACGAACGUCGACGAGGCGAUCCAGGCGUUCCAGGCCAAUCACAACAAGGUCAUUGACGGGAAGAACGUCAUCAUGCGCUUCCGGCGGCACAACGCGCCGAUCGCACUGCCGGAGGACACGACCACGCCGAAAACGCCCAAGCGCCAGAAGGGCCCACCGCAGCAGCAGCUGGUGGUAUCGGUCGAGCAGCGGCCGAGGCGACUGCUGGCCCCGACCGCUUCAUCCGGCGCGGGCACGCUCAGCACGAUCAAGACGGACAUUCUGGACGAGGACGACGCGGAUGGACCACCGGAUCGGACGCCCGGGAAGCGGGCGGGGGCGGGGGCGGCAGCGACGGCCAGUCCCCUGUGUGUCAUCAAGUCCGAGCCGGACGAUACGGACAUCGAGGACAGCCUGGAGCACGAGGAGGAGGACGUCGAUAACAUUCGCGAUUUUCUGGAGGAGCAGGAAGAGGCGGAGGGCCUCAACUUGGACGAGAUCAAUCCGGACGAAAACUACUGCGAGGACGACGAUACGGACAUUGACAGCUUUGGCAAGAACUACUGGACGCUGGAGCAGCUGCGCCAGAAUGCGGGUGAUAACGGGUCCGGGUCGGGCAAGCAGGAGGAGCCGGACGUCGAGUCGGCCACCAAAACGACUUCCACGCAGCUGAUUAAGCGUGCGGGCAAACCACCGACAACGGUCAUCAAGACGAAGCGUCGGGAUGAUCAGCUGAACGAUCUGUUCAGCUGCCUGGAGCCAGACGAUGACCUAUCCUUAUGAGAUUCGAUGGAACUAUUCUCAGACUUUAUCCAGUACGUCACGCUGAACUAGGGUUGGAAUACCGUCCCUCGGAUGCCGAUGUUGCCCACAGUAGGAAGUAGGAAAAAAGUUUGAGCAAUAGUCCCACAAGUUGUCUUUGUGCACACCGGUUUGUGCUAAUUUUACGAUGUUGCCAUCGGGCGAGCGAUCGAGUGAUCUCGGUUUCCCGCGCCCUGGCGGUAGGCGAUUCGAAAUGCAUUUAUUCUAAAUCUUAAUCAGUGGUCGUCAGUGGCGCACUCUGCUGGUCCUCCUCCUAUUGGCGCACUUUGGCGCAUUUGCGAGAUAGAAAGUGUGUGAGAGAAAGAGAGAACGUGAGAGAAAGAGAUCGGAAGGGAAGAUGGGGCCACAGAUUCCUCACAGACCAGUUCCUAUGUGGAUCCUUUCCAGCACGUUUUGCACAACAACGAUAGAUUAAUCGCUUUAUCGAAAGUCCGACGCUUUGCCGAUCUCAAAGCCCCUUCUCUGCCUCCGCUGCAGACGCUUUGCUGGCGCGAAUUAACACAAUUAGUUAAACCCCUUUUUGACGUUCUCCUGUUCAGGUUGCUUAAUGCGCAGUAUUAGUAUUGUUUGCCCGGGUAACCCGGUUGGGUCGGGGCUGGUACUAUAAUUACGGACUCACUAUUAAUUAAUUAACGCUUCCGUCAACGGAAAGGAUCUAGCUUUAGGUUUAGUUUUUAAGCCAGUUUUACGGCCAGUUUUAGCGCUUGAAAAACACCAAUACGGUUUUACGCAACCCGCGUACAUAAAAAAAACAUCAAUGCUUGAUAUAACAUAGUGUGGUGCCAACUGAGUCUUCGGAAGAACAGUAUUUCGUGAGUUUGAAAAAUGUAGUCGCGUUGCU